GGGGCUGCUUUGCCAUGGUAUUCAGUGACCAAGACAGGUUGAUACGCCAUUCGAUCCUUUCGGAUUUUAGAGCAUAUCUACAUUAUAGAUUUGGAUUCAGGAUUUUUCGGAUCCUAUAGGUAGAAUAGUACAUCCACCAGUCCGAUUAUGAGUGACGCGUUUUACCUUUAUGAGAAACACCCUCUCCGCUUUAAAGGCAGUGCAUAGAACUUACCCGGCAAUGCCUACGAACGCGUGGCGACAUGUGAGCAUUUCGAGAGAAGGACCGAAAUCUACCGACCCUUGGCCGUAUCACGUCGUUUAUGUGGGUGGAUUCAGUUUUACAAAAUGACUAUCAUCUCAACGUAUUGCAGUAUGCAUCUAUAACAUUAACAUUUACUAUGGAUGAGACCGGUAGUCUACAACCUGCAACUGUCGAAGUUUAUGGUUUGAGUUUUUUUCCAAACCAUUUAGGUAUAUGUUCCCUCGAUCCUGGCCUGCAGAUCGCAGUUAUUCCUCCCUAUGUAUAUGCAUCUACAAACAUGCAUGUAAACUGGUGUACUACAAUAUUGAUUGUGACGUUUUCACAUCCCAAUCACUAUUUAUUUUCAGAUUCCCACACAUCCGAGAGAAUUUUGAAACAGGCUUAGUUUUCAUACAUAUUGUUUUAUUUCAGGAUGAUCAAGAGGCUAUGGAUU
Molecule: messenger RNA, 677 nt
Organism: Trichobilharzia regenti
Lineage: Eukaryota; Metazoa; Platyhelminthes; Trematoda; Strigeidida; Schistosomatidae
Source: the annotation of a GenBank genome assembly